Molecule: messenger RNA, 2393 nt
Organism: Saccostrea cuccullata (small rock oyster)
Lineage: Eukaryota; Metazoa; Mollusca; Bivalvia; Ostreida; Ostreidae
Product: calcitonin gene-related peptide type 1 receptor-like
Exons: 13
Coding region: 713-2332 (539 amino acids)
Biological process (GO): adenylate cyclase-modulating G protein-coupled receptor signaling pathway; cell surface receptor signaling pathway
Cellular component (GO): plasma membrane
Molecular function (GO): G protein-coupled peptide receptor activity
Source: RefSeq, a predicted model, not a curated record
AUAGCAGAGAAAGUGAUCAGUUCUUUACAAAUCGAUAAGACUUUUUCGUUCAACAGUCGGAAAGUUCCACCAGCUACAAUUAAGUCGAAUUUUAAUAGCUGUGAAUAUAUCUUUACCUGGUUUUCUUAGAAUAUUUCGUCACCAAAAGGAAAUUAUAUAUGAUGGAAAGUCCAGAAUAACAAGUACGGGUGCCAUUCCAGUUUUUCAAUCUUAACUUUGAUAUGAUGGAUGAAUCAGAAACGAGCAGAGACAGAAAGAAAAUAAGAUGUAAAACAGGUUUCCGAAAACAGUUUCGACAUUUUUAAUCUUUAAGCAGAUGCUAUCGGAGAAGACAUUUGCAUUCCUGUGCCGAUAAGAGAGAGAAUAUUUAGUGUUCAGACAACAAACACUUUAACACAAAAAAGAGUAUUGACAGAGAGCGGUGAGCACGCGAAAUUUUUAUAUUUUUGCGUCCUAUUGGCAUGCUGGCAGAUUCUUUACACUGAUUUACAUCCUUAAUUCCUAACAACGACAGUCAAAGAAAGGAAGCCUAUUCCACCAUAUCUGUUUUUUCUCCCUCGAUGUGUUGCCCUCCUGCUGAAGAUAAAUGUAUUCCUGAAUAUGUCAUUAUAUCGAACACGUUAAAGAUCUUGACUUGAUGAGUGUUUGAAUUUUGUCACACGUCGUGACGACCAUCUGAUAUUUCAAAAAAAGAAUAAUCUUCUCAGCCAGUAUGCUUUGCCGCUAUCAACAGAUGAGCCAAGAUGUCCCUAUCUUCAAAGUGUUAACGUGUUCGUUUUGCUACGUGUACAUGUUCAAAUCGGAUACACAGCUUAACCUAACGUUCACGGCCUCGGGCCCUGUGUUUAAAGCUGGUCCAGCAGCGGCCCAUUAUAAAUAUUCGUACCCUCCGGGAUCCAUCUACCGUGCCGAUCUGGAUAAUAGUUCUAUGGUUAAACAAAUAUGUGAACCUCUGAGUAAACAAGAGUGUGAAAAGUGGACAACCUGUUGUCAGGCAGCGACGCAAUGUUGUCAACGACAACUAAAUCAACCUCCCCUGCCGAAAAAUUGGUCACAUUGUCCUCGGACAUGGGACGGGUAUGGAUGUUUUGACGACACGGCAGCCGGUAGUACUGCCUAUGUUAAGUGUCCCUCCUAUCUUGAUCAUGCCAGUGAACAUGAAAAUGCCUAUAAGGUGUGUUGGCCGAACGGCACGUGGUUUGUGCACCCCCUGUCCGGGCGACAGUGGACAAAUUACAGUACCUGUGUCCACAGUAAGGUCAAGGGUCAGAUGAUACUGAUCUACUUAGGACUGGGCUGUAAUCUUCUCAGUCUAUCCCUCCUUAUUCCAUCCUGUAUCAUAUUCCUGGCAUUCAGACAACUUCGAGAUCAGCAGAGAGUUCGUCUUCACAUUUGUUUCUUCUCUUCCUUUAUCGCCACUUCAAUCAUCGCCGUAUUGUGGGACUUCAUUGUAGUCUCGGAUAGAAUGAACAAUGCUGGAGGCACGAGCAUUAUUGAACAAAAUAUGGGAGGAUGCAAGUUUUUUUACGUUUUAAAACGGUAUACCCAGUCUGCUAAUUACUUUUGGAUGUUUUGUGAAGGGUUCCACUUGCAUCGUCUGAUUGUACGUGCAUUCGAAAUCCCUAAAUCUCUCGUCAUGUACUACGUCAUCGGCAUAGGUGCUCCAUGGUUUCCCGUUGUCGUAUAUUCCAUUAUCAAGGCCAGCAUAUCGGAGUAUGACAACAAUUGCUGGAUAAAUAACAUCAAUGGUUUUGAAUGGUUGAUCUACACGCCAAAUUUACUUUGCUUAUUUGCCAAUGUUUUCUUCCUUGGGAAUAUUCUCUAUAUUCUCUUGACUCAACUACAGUCUCACCCCAACGAACCCAGUGGAUACAGGCGAGCUAUUAAGGCCACCUUUGUUCUGAUUCCGUUGUUUGGUAUACAGUGGGCGGUUGUCAUUUACAGACCAGCUAACGCCAUGUGGUACGAGAUCCUAAGACUCGUCAUACAGGAUACUCAGGGUGCUUUUGUGUCCUUGAUAUUCUGCAUCUUCAACGGAGAGGUACACGGUCACCUGAAAAAUUGCUUCAGUCGGAUAUCCGGCAGACCACAAUAUCGACCUCGUCGUGAAUUUAGCACGACUUCCGGUACUGUUUAUACGCAGGUGCGAACCUCGACAGCCACGGAUUUUAAACGUGAUUCUUACCGAGAUUCCUUUAAUCGCGAUUCGUUACACAGGGAGGAUCUAACCUCUAAUGGUAGACAGGAAACACUCCCCCUGAACUUCAGUGAGGAAUCCUUCUGUGGUGAAAAGACAGAAAAUGGACACCUAGUGGAGUCAGAAGUUAAAUGAUGAAAAUUGUGAAGGCAAAAAAGGAGACAAUCAGUAUUUUUUAUUCAUGCAUUUGACGGAA